CCUAGAAAGCAAACUGCGCGGGACGGACCAAGAGUCGGGUAGCAUUACAGCAAGAAAUGGGAGUAUAUUUAAAUGCAAAGCAUAAUGAAACACAAAUUAAGGAGAGGUAGGCUCGUAACAAAGAAAAAAAUUAUAUGGAGCGAUAGACUAGGCCAAUAACAAUAAAGGUUUAGGAAAAUCCCAACAAAAGAUGUAGAAGAAGAAGACCCCGGAGAACAUCGAAGGCGAGUCUCACAACUCGGGCUGCGGAAAAUUGCGAACGAAGACGAUAUGUCUGACGACGACAGCUCCGAUGACUCCCAAAAUCUGGUUUCGGUAAUGAAAAAGCCUAAGCACGAACAGCCGGAGCCGCCCGAUGGCACGUGGAGCGCCCUCAUGGUGGGCUGCGGAGUGGUUCUGGGCCUGAUCGCAGUGGGCGUCCUCUUCUUUCUCACCGCAAUGGGCACCAAAGCCGUCAAGUCCCCAGACGCCUCAGCCCCCAAAGGCACUGUUGGUAGCGGUGCCUCUACCGCCGCUGAUAACAAGAAGAAGCCUGAGGGAGGUGGCCAGGUCGGCGCCAGGAGGCGGGGCACGAAACGCGCCGUCGGCGACAGCACCAGCGACGCCGCCGGUACCGGCACCACAGGCAAGCCUGCCGAACGCGCCCGCAAGCGUGACAGAAGUGUCAAGAAGGGCGACAUGUCCACCGCCACCCACGCCGUAGGGAGCGGCAACGCGGUCAGCUGGAAAUCGCCCUCGACAACGCCAAGUCCUCCUCAACGGAAACAGAUGACUGCGAGCCCUCUUGUGUGCGUGUUCGGCAACCGCACCGACUGGAAGAUGCACUUCCCGGAGGACGGCCUCUGCGACCUGGUGUUCUACGACUCGCUCUACGUACACCGAGGCAACACGUUCCAGGCUGGUGACAACUUCACGGCCGACCUGCAGCGAUGGCUGUCCGCCGUCAAGGCGUACAACGUCACCGAGCCCGGCAUCGCUGUAACGUCAAUGAGCGUUGAAAAAGCAAGAAGUGACGCCUCGACGACAAAAGGAAAUGCGACGUUUCGCCGACUGCGGGCAUUUGGUGUGCGCCACUACGGCGUUCUUGACUUCCACCCGACAAACUUAACCGAGGAACGAUAUGUGCAGAUUGUGCUUCGUCUCUUUGCGAAGCUCAGGAAGAUGCAUGACAGUCACGUUCCCAAAGGCAGGGGCUUCAAGCAGUACUUCGCUGUGGGCGUAACCUACGUGAAGCACGCCGACAACAAGGUAUACACAGCCAUCGAGAGGGCUGCAAGCAAGGGGGAAAUACAGCUGGUCAUCCUGCGCAUGCACCUCGGCAGCAGAGACGAGGCUAUCCGGGGAGAGUGCCUCAUUACGGGAUCCACGGUCUGGGGCAAGCCCGUCGCCGAACACCAUCCGAGCAUCGAAAGCACGUUGCAGUACUUACGGCAACGGAGGUCGUCCUUUGGCGAGUCCGCGAGGCUGCUCGUGUCGGUGUCGCUGGCCGGUCGGUGGUACACGUCCCUGAAGGGAGGCAACCAGAAGGACGCAUACGCCGUCGGAGCAAAGUGCAAGCCUUUCCAGUUUGGCACCGGCCUGAAAGAACUCGGCUCCCGCGUCACUGCUUGCACCGAGCAGCACUACGCGGCCCACGUGACGAGGGAGGAGCGGCGUGAGGUGAUGAGCACCUACGAUGGGAGCACAGGGCUGGCCUUCGUGUUCGACAGCGAGCUGACGCUGUACGCAAAGGUGUGCAAGGCACGAAACGCCCUGAAGGACAUUCGGCCCAUCGGGCUGGCCGUGUUCGACGCCGAGUUCGACGACUGGUCCAACACUUGCACAAGCUGGAACAAGUUCGGCAACUACACACUCAUGCGCACCGCACGCAAGUCGGUGGACGCCAUUGGGGCGCAUAACGCCACGCACGUGCUGGAUUGCGCCACGUUGCCAAAGUAAAGGAUCGCACAGGCUCCUCUUCCCGCUCAAUAAAUUGGCCAUCAGGCCCGUUUGUAA
This is a messenger RNA of Dermacentor albipictus, 1995 nucleotides long. RefSeq lists its product as uncharacterized. The record is from RefSeq and is a predicted model, not a curated record. Lineage: Eukaryota; Metazoa; Arthropoda; Arachnida; Ixodida; Ixodidae.